AUGAUUGAUGGGCUGCGCCACUUGAGCGGGUUGAGGGUAGCAAUCGAGGGUGGCGCUCUCUAUGGUGAUGAUGAGACGUUUUAUGUUUUUUUCGGACCGUUGCUGCUCUCCGGCCACAAGGAACACAUGGACAGACAGUUGAGCGAAUUGUUAAUGGAACCUGGUGGUGAAUUUGAAAAUUUUACUCGAAUGUCUCUAGCUGAUUUUGAGUAUCUUUUAAAUAUAGUCUCACCAAUGAUUUCCAAAAAAGAUACUUCAAUGAGACAGGCAAUAACUCCAAAAAUACGGCUAGCAAUUACUUUGAGAUAUUUAGCCACAGGCGACAGUUUCAAGAGCCUACAUUAUUUAUUUAAAGUUUCAAGUGAAGAGAGAGAGGCUUUGAAAGAUGAAAUUAAGAUGCCGUCAACUACAGAUGAGUGGAUAGAAAUUGAAAAAGGAUUUAGAGAUAAUUUUCCCCACGCCAUUGGAGCAAUCGACGGAAAACAUGUUGUAAUCAAAUGUCCUGAUCACACUGGAUCAGAAUAUUACAAUUACAAAAGAACCUUUAGUAUUGUUCUUCUAGCUGUAGUAGACAGUAAAUAUCGAUUUAUAUUUUGUGACAUUGGAAGCCAAGGAAGAAUCAGUGAUGGCGGCAUACUUAGAAAUAGUGUGUUAUGGAAAAAUAUUUGUGAAAAUAAGAUGAAUUUUCCUCCAUCUUGCCCCUUACCCGGAUUAAACGUCGAUUUACCAUAUGUAUAUCCUGGCGAUCAUAAAUUGAAUACUCCCAAACGUAUUUUCAAUGAAACAUUGUCAAGGUCUCGUGUAUUGUCUGAAAAUACUUUUGGAAUAUUAACUUCCAGAUUCCGAUUUUUCAAAAAGCCAAUCGAAUUGAUGCCCGAAAAAGUGACGCAGUUAACAAUGACAUGUGUACUUCUACACAAUUUUCUUAUGAAAAGUUCUAGUUCAAAAAACAUUUAUAACCCGUCGGGCACUCUUGAUAAAUAUGAUAACGGCGUUUUUAUUGAAGGGGCUUGGAGGCAAGAAGUACCUCAAAACUGUGCUAUUCGAUGUGUACCACAUAUUGCUCGUCGAUCACCGAUUAGUGCGACUAAGAUUAGAGAUAAUUUCACUGAAUAUUUUGUGAAUUUAAGAAACAAAUAA
Molecule: messenger RNA, 1140 nt
Organism: Acanthoscelides obtectus
Lineage: Eukaryota; Metazoa; Arthropoda; Insecta; Coleoptera; Chrysomelidae
Source: the annotation of a GenBank genome assembly